Eublepharis macularius is the source of this 1123-nucleotide messenger RNA. RefSeq names its product mitochondrial ribosomal protein S22 (gene MRPS22). The coding region runs from base 17 to 1051 and encodes 344 amino acids. Gene Ontology annotation, molecular function: structural constituent of ribosome. The transcript is spliced from 8 exons. Gene Ontology annotation, cellular component: mitochondrial small ribosomal subunit. The record is from RefSeq and is a predicted model, not a curated record. NCBI's taxonomy places the organism in Eukaryota, Metazoa, Chordata, Lepidosauria, Squamata, Eublepharidae.
UCUCGGUCAAUCUGCCAUGGCUGCUCUUGGAGCUUCUGGGUGCUUGCAGGGCGGGCGAACUCUAGUAGCUUCUCUCAUUCCCAGAUGGUCGCACCUGAGCCGAACCCUGUUGGGACGGCGCGGGCUCUGCCAGGGCUCGGAGGCGGAUGAAAACAGAUCUAAUAUCACGCAGCCUAGCUUUAUGGAUGAAAGAGUUCAAAAGCUGCUCUAUCAGAUGACUGGGCUGGAUUUGCAGAAGAUAUUUAAGCCCAUAAAACAGGAACUUGAGCCUCCAAAGUACAAGCUCAUGACAGAAUUGCAACUGGAGGAGGCUACAAGGCAAGCUGUUGAGAAGGCCAGAGAGAGGUUGCAAAUGCCACCUGUAUUAAGUGAGCGGGCCCCAAUUAAUGAUGUACUAUCAGAAGACAAGAUUCUUGAUGGAAUUGAACCUUACAAAUACGUAUUUACAGACUUGACAUAUGAUACCUCGCACCGGGAACGUUUCAUUGUAGUUCGAGAAACGAAUGGGGUAUUACGCAAGGCCACUUGGGAAGAACGGGACAGGAUGAUACAAAUCUUCUUCCCCAGAGAAGGCCGUGACAUUAUCCCUUCACCUCUAUUCAAGAAUGAAAACCUUACGACUGUGUUUCUUCAGGACUGUCAUGAAAAGCUCCUUGAUCACUGCAUUGUGCAAUUUGAGCCAGACUCACCUGACUACAUCAGGGUUCAUCAACGGACAUAUGAGGAUAUUGAUAAGCAUGCAAAGUAUGACCUCCUGCGUUCUACAAGACACUUUGGAGGAAUGGUAUGGUACCUUGUAAAUAGGAAGAGGACAGAUGGGUUGCUGAUGGACAUGAUUCAAAGGGAUUUGUUGGAUGAUGCUACAAGCCUAGUCACCCUUUAUCACAUGCUCCAUCCUGACUGCCAAUCCGCAAGAGAAGCGCAAGAGCAAGAUCUCAAAGGAUUAGAUUUAAUUAAGACAUUUGUGAAGACAGAAGUACAGAGAGCUGGAUAUAUUGAAUUGGCGCUUCAGGCUUAUCAAGAAGCUUUGCCUCAGUCUGAAGCUUCAUAGAGUGAUCAAGUUAAUCCAUUUCAUGUGAUGUCUAAAAUGUACAUAGAACUUAAAUAAAACAUUGUCACUGUA